Molecule: messenger RNA, 2997 nt
Organism: Lutzomyia longipalpis
Lineage: Eukaryota; Metazoa; Arthropoda; Insecta; Diptera; Psychodidae
Exons: 7
Coding region: 613-1824 (403 amino acids)
Source: RefSeq, a predicted model, not a curated record
UGAAUCAGUGAGUUUAGUUUGAGUGAGGAUUUUGGAGUGAAACGUCGUGGUUGUAUCGAACGAAUAAAAAACCCCGUACAAUGCCAAAAGAAAAUUGAAGUUUAUGUGGUUAAAAAUACGAAAAAUCUGGAAAAAUUUACAUUUUAAGUGCAAAUUAGGUGCUCCAAAAUAGUUUUUCGAUACGAAAUUGUGAUUUUAGGUUGAUUUUGUGCGGAAAAUUAACAUCUUUUAGUUCGGAAUAUUGUCGCGAAAGUGAAUUUUUAACUCCUAUAAGUAAAUGUGUGUGACGAGCCGAUGAGAUAAUCGACAUCCACAGACAUUUUUGGAGUUAUUCAUUUUUUUUAUUCAAAUUCCACACUGUGAAUUGAAAAGAAAACAUUUAUUUUGACAAAGUUAAACAUCCAUUAUUCACGUAAAAAAAACCUGGAAAUUAUGCAAUGAUCACAUUUGGUCAGAUGCUUGUAGCAUAUGCAUAAACAAUACAUUUUAGUUACAAGUUUUCGUGUAAAUUAUUGGAAUUUUCGCAGAGACUACCAUAAAUUUAAGGACACGCUCGCUAUAUAAAAUUUUCUUUUAAACAUAAAAACGAAAGACUCGAAUAGCCGAUUAAACAUGGGAACUAUCAAAGCAUCAAUUUCAAGUGCCUCAUUCACACUCCUCGUGCUUUUAGUCACUGUGUCUCUGCUGACGGUUCAUUGUCAGGAAGCUGGCACAGAAUUCGCACCUCACGUCACAGCAACAUGCAAAGCCGGCACCAUGAAUAUCAGGGUACAACUCACAGGUCCCUACACAGGUGCCGUCCAUGCACGGGACUAUCGGAAUUCCCACUGCAUGGUAUUCGGGAAUGGGAGCAAUAUUGCCACGAUGAGCCUGAAUCUUCUAGCGCGACAGGGUCAAAAUGACUACUGUGGCAUCCUUGUGAGCAACAAAACGGAAGAGAGAUCAGUCCAAGUGGCAGUGAGACUUCAUCGAACGCUGGAAUUGGCUGAGGAUCGAUUCUUUAUUAUAACAUGUGGCAAAACUGGAUUUGCAAGGGACGACAACACCCACGUGGCCCUCAAGUUUAUGGACAGCAAUGAACGCCGCGUGCGGGAAACGGUGUAUGGGCGCGAGUACACAAUUAAAGCUGAACUCACGCAGCCAAAUUCCACGCGUGACAUUCGCGUGAGGAAUUGCUUUGCCUUCAGCAAGCGCAACACGAGCAUACCGCUAAUUGAUGAUCGUGGUUGCCCGCUUGAUAACAACAUUAUCACGCGCUUCCGCACAAAUAACGAUGGGACGUCAUCAACUGCAAUUCUCAAGUCCAUGUUCAAGUUCCCAGAAGGAUCUGAGGUGCAUCUACAGUGUGACGUUGUGGCUUGCAGGGCAGGAUCAACGUGUCCUGCUGAGGCUACCUGCACGGGAGACGCUUCAGCGUAUACGAAAUCAGGACGAGCCCUUGGGCAGACUGAUGAGGGAGUUAUGCUGGCAGCUACCACUGUUUUUGUACUUGAUCCAGCUGAUGCGCCACUGGUUUCGCCAAUUUGUGAAGAGGGUGGUGUUCGGCCAGCAUGGCUUCUGUGGUUGACAAUAGCACUGGGAGUCCUGUUUCUAAUUAUGCUGCUCAUGAAUAUUUUCCUGUGCACAGCAAUGAGUUGUAGUUGUGCGAGAACUGAGAUUAUCGAGAAGGAGCCAUCAAUAAUUGAGGAGUACGAUCCAUACAGGAGUUGGCAUGGAAGUCAAUAUGGGUCACGGUAUUCCCUGCAUGGACGUGAUGUUGGACACAACAAGGGCUACACGAGUGGUGGAUCCACAAUCCACUCGAAUAGGUCUGAUCGCUAUUAAAAGCCAAGGCAAAUGAAACCCCUUCUCUUCCUUCCUCCCAUUUUGCUCACUGCUGCAUGAAAAUCCAUCCGCUCGCCCCUCAAGAAUGCUAAAAACUCACCUCUCUGGCUCACUAACUACUGGAUUGGUUUUCUCUUUUUCUUCUCUCAAAUGAAAAGGAAGCAAAAAAAAAUAUGAGCGACCAACUAAUCUAAUGGGAGUGUUUAAAAUCUGAAUGAUCUAUCAGUUAACUUAUUUUUAUCUUUGGUGUUUGUUUCUUCUUCUUUUUGCGUGUGAAUUUUGCGAAGUAAUUGCAUGAAUGAAGACACCUGCAAAAGAGGCAUUAACAGACGUUUAAUAUCCUUGUUGAAGGUCGUUACCAAUUGACUCCGAUCACUAUGCUAUUGUGCACUCUCGACCCGGAUCUCGACACUCCGGUGCACCAGGCCAUCGUUCACGGGGACCCCCCAGUAACUUAUAAGUCACACACACAUACACCACAUCCUUGUAUCUUGAACCACUCACCAAUAUUAUGCAAAAAAAAAAAACAAUUAAAUAAAAAAAACAUUAAACCCAGUGUCCAUAUUAGUAAGAAUAAAAAAAAAACGAGCACUUCUCUCUCUCUCUUCACCUCCUUCACCUGAUUUCACUGACCUAUCUCCUCCAAGGCUCCACGCAUGUACGUGGAAGCAUUGACCAAACACUCUCCUAGCUCCCCCGCGAUAUGUGCUUGAUCUCCGGCAAUAAAAGUCCAACUAAACAAACAAAAAUUAAGAAGAAUUUUGUAAAUAUUAAUUAAGAUGCAAUUAAUGUAAAGCCACGAGAGUAAUGCAAUCACCUCAUGCUUUUGUGUUUCGAUUAAUUCCUCCCACACUCUCUCUCUCUCUCUCUCAAUGUUAAGCCUCCUCCUUUUUUUUGCACACAAACAACCCAUCAUGAAAGGAUUCGUGUGCCCUCAAGCACAUUAUCUGCACCCACUCUGAAAAUCAUUUCUAAAAAAAAAUCUUUCACAAAACCACCCUUCUCCCCUUCAAGCUGUACACCCCCUCACAACUUUUCCACCUGUAAAAAAAAACUUCCCACAGAAUUAAUGUUAAAAAAAAGAGAAAUGUGUAAUAAAAUUCGAAAGAAAAUACAAAGAAAAUCCGUAGUGUAAAAAAUGUAAGGUUCUAAUAAAAGAGAAAUUAGUAAUUA